UUAUGGGAACUUUAUUUAUACUCCAUUUUACUACGUUUACCGUUGUAUACGUAUUACUAUUAUGUAAUGAAUAUUAAGUACAGAUAAUGUAUAUACAACUACAUAAUGUAUACGGUAUGAUAUAGUACAUAUAAUAUGAUGUAAAACGUGGUUUGCUCACCCUGAUGAUAACCUUAAAACUAGACCUGCAGAUCUUUUUAUGUACAUUGCGUUAAUAACUUUUAAGUUAAUUAUAUAUAAUGUAAUACGACUAAUACUCUACAUGAUAACCUAGACCGGCCAGGGGCAAUUCAAGUAUGGCUGAAUCAGUUGUAACUGUAAAUUGGAAAGACCACACCAGCGAACUUGCUACAGAAUUUAAAAGUUUAUUAGAUACCAAUUCUUUUGUUGAUUGCACUAUAUCUGCUGAGGGUCAGAGCCUGCAAGCUCACAGGCUAGUUUUAUCUACAUGCAGUCCUUACUUUCAUAAGCUGUUUUGUGAGGAGACUGAAGAUCAUCCACUUGUAAUCCUCUUAGAUGAAUCAUUUCAAAAUCUGAAGGCAGUGAUUGAUUUUAUGUACCUUGGGGUAAUUCAAAUUCCACAAGGCAACUAUGGAGCAUUUGUGACUCUUGCUAAGUCCCUGGAGGUCAAGGGACUAAGUCAUGUUGCUAACAACCCACCUGGCAGUACUACUGAAAAUGUCCCUCGAGAUCCUUCUGCGAAGAAUCAAGUCAUUGGGGAAGUUCCAGCCAUUAAUGCUAGCCAAAAGGACAGAUCUGAAAAUAACUCUCAGAAGAUUGCUUAUCAUUCAGAUGACAACACAGACCUUGUGGAUACACAUUCUCCUGUGUCCUCUAAAGGAAAUAGUGCCUUGUGUGAUGUAAGGCCCAAAUCAAAGAUCACACCUUCACGAGAACUAGGGAGACCGCAAGCUCCUUCUAUGAAGAAUCAAGUCACUAGUGAAGUUAAAGGCAUUAAUGCUAGCCAAAAGGACAGCUCUCAAAAUAAUUCUCUGAAGAUUGCUCACUGUUUAGAUGGCAACACUGACCUUGUGGACUCAUGUUCUCCUCUUUCCGUGAAGGGAAAUAGUGCCUUGCGUGAAUUGAGGCCAAAAUCAGUGAUGACACCUUCACAAAAACAAGGAAAUCCUCAAGGGAUCCUGUAUCUUCAAGUUCAACCCUCUUUAUAUGCUCCAAUUUUGGGAGCAAAAAAUCAGUUGCUGGGCAAAAGUAAUGAAUCCUUGUCAAGGAAUAUCACAAGUCAAAUGGGCGGUGGGACUGCAUCUGUUCAUGGACAAGUGUUCCUGGUCUCAGGAGCAGGCAGUCUACCGUCAGUGGGGCUCCAGGCAGCCCAACAGCUGAGUGGUGGAUCACACCAGAACACGACGCUACUGCAGCUGCCAGUCCAUGACGCCACGUCCAGUAACCCCACCGGUCACAAGAACAAGCGAAAGAAAAAGCACAUUACAAUGUUCCAACAAAAAAGAAUGAGAAGUGAAUGUUCAUCAGAUCCAAAACUUUGGAAGAAGUGGCUCGAUGAGUUAUUGAAUGAAGAGGAAGAAAGCACUUCCGAAGAAUCUGAUUCAGAUGAAAUUGCUCACCUAACUGAAAGUGAGCAUAAUACUGAUUCAGAGCAGUCAUCAGACGAUGACGGCACCUCUGAUGGGGCUCUGUAUCUUCAAGUGCAGCCUGGUUUAUAUGCUGCAAUUUCGGGAGCAAGCAAUCAGUUGGUAGUUAAAAGUGAUGAAUCCUUGUCAAGGAAUUUCACAAGUCAAAUGGGUUGUGGAAGUGCAUCUGUUCAAGGACAAGUGUUCUUGAUCUCAGGAGCAGGCAGUCUACCGCCGGUGGGACUCCAGGCAGCUCAGCUGCUGAGUGGUGGGUCGCAGCAGAACACGAUGCUACUGCUGCGCGAGGGGCCAUUCCUGAGCUCCACGGCGCUUACUCCGACCAGUAACCUCUCAGGUCACAAGCCCAAGCAAAAGAAGAGGCUCACUUGCAAAGUUUGCGGAGUUUCCUGCAAUGCUCAAGCCAAUCUCAUCAUUCACGAGCGCACGCACACGGGAGAACGUCCGUUCCUCUGCGACGUGUGCGGUGCCACGUUCAGUACCUCGGGCAUACUCACGUGUCACAUACGCACGCACACGGGAGAGCGCCCUUACGAAUGCGACUUUUGUGGCAAGACAUUCCGACAGAAAUCAAACUUAAAUUUACACUUGCCUUUGCACACAGGAAAGUACCCGCAUCGCUGCGAUGUGUGCGGGAAGACGUUCUUGCAGAACCAGGAAUUCAUUGAACACAAGAACCUGCACACGGGAGAGCGGCCUAAUCGUUGCGACGUAUGCGGGAUUGCUUUUCGAAGGGCGCAGAAUCUUAGAGUACACAAGCUCAGGCACACGGGCAAGUGGCCAUAUCGCUGCGAUAUUUGA
Molecule: messenger RNA, 2405 nt
Organism: Gryllus bimaculatus (two-spotted cricket)
Lineage: Eukaryota; Metazoa; Arthropoda; Insecta; Orthoptera; Gryllidae
Source: the annotation of a GenBank genome assembly